AUGGAAAAACUAUUACACUGGUCUAUUGCUAAUUCCCAAGGUGAUAAAGAAGCUAUUGCCAAGGCUGGUCAACCGGAUCCAAAAUUGCUACAACAGUUAUUUGGAGGCGGUAUGGCAGAUGAUCCUACUUUAAUGAAAGAGUCUAUGACUAUCGUCCUGAGUCCAGAAGUUGAACUUGAUAAUAAAAUGAUUGCAAUGGAUAAUUUUGAAAUGCUCAUUGAAAAUCUCGACAAUGCUAACAAUAUUGAGAAUUUGAAGUUAUGGGAUCCUCUUUUGGAAGUAUUAAGUUUUGAGGAAGCGGAAUUACGUGCUACCGCCUUAUCCAUUAUCGGCACUGCUGUUCAGAAUAAUCCAACCUCUCAAGACAAUUUCUUAAAACAUGAGGGAGGACUAGAAAAAAUUAUCCAUUUGAUAAACGAUUCUACACAGCCUAUUGAAGUUAAAAUAAAAGCUUUAUACGCUCUAUCUAACUUACUACGGAAUCAUGCUGACAUGGCAAAGAAGUUUGAGGAAAUGAAAGGAUUAGAUAUCAUUGCUCCUAUUUUAACUGACAAGUCUUCAAAUACUAAGCUUAAAAUGAGAACCAUCUCUUUAUUAACUGCAUUUUUAUCAUGUCAAGAUAUCACUGAACAAAUAAUAUCUACUUUAAGAGCAGAUGGCGCUGUAUGUGCUGCCAUACAUUGCCUAAACACAGAAUCAGAUUUAAAUAUUCUUGAUAGAGUGUUACACUUUUUAUCCCAAUUAAUUUCAUCAGGCCUCAAAUUUAAUGAAUCAGAAAUCAAAGAUUUAACCAGUGGUUUCAAAAAGAUCGAACCAUUAGAGGAUAGACUUAACGAGGAUGAUUUCCUAGCUGUCAAGUAUGUAUUAUAG
Messenger RNA from Kazachstania africana CBS 2517, 870 nucleotides. RefSeq names its product Hsp70 nucleotide exchange factor FES1 (gene FES1). The record is from RefSeq and is a predicted model, not a curated record. The transcript has a single exon. Gene Ontology annotation, molecular function: protein binding. Lineage: Eukaryota; Fungi; Ascomycota; Saccharomycetes; Saccharomycetales; Saccharomycetaceae. Bases 1 to 870 code for a protein of 289 amino acids.